CGAGGCACUCCAUCUUUCGUCACUUCUCUCGCCACUUCCUUGCUUUAUUCGAGUUUCUCUUCUCCACUCGUUUCGCAGGCACGUCCAAGGCUUCCUCUCAGGGCCGAUGUCGCACAGGUGUCUCCUGACCCUCCUCGCCCUUCACGCCGCUGCAGCCUGCCAGGAAGUCAACUUGACGGGGCAGACGCCUUUGCCGACCUCUGGAGGCGCUGACAGCGUGAGAGCGUUGGUGGGCGUCCGGCCGCAGGAGGGCGAAUGGGGAGCGCUGUUCCAGGUGGAGCGAGAAGACCGGGUCGUGGCCAAGAUCAGCAUCUCGCGCAGGGAAAGCAAAACGGGAAGUGAAAUUGCUUACAACGACCAUUUGAGAAUCCAGUGUGGAGACAAAACUCCUCAAGCAUUUGAUUCUCCCUGGCCGACAGCCUGGCUCUCCGAUGAAGUCAAGUCCCUCCUGUUCAAGGUAUCCGAUAAUCUCAUCGACGUUUUUCUAAUUGAAGGCUCUUCAAAAAUGCAUAUCGGAUCAGACGUAUGCAAAAUAAACCUGUCUAACGUCUCUUUCUCGGCCUCAAACCUCCCCCAUCUACCCGCGCCGACGUUCAGUCUUGGCUGCGCUGACGGAGAACUAAAGGAUGGUACAGAAGCAGAGUCAGGAAAGGAACCAACGAAAAGCCACCGCGCCCUCAUCGCCGGCCUGUGCGUGCUGCUGCCCCUCGCCGCGGCCAUCGCCACCUACGUAGUGUGGUUCAGAAGCAGGAGGUGCGGGAAGAGGUUUCACGGAGUCCUGGCAGUGAGGCUUUCGACGCUCCCGGCGGAUGACGAGGCCCUGCAGAACGCUACCGACGAAGGCCCGAGCGUGAGGCAGCGCCCCCCCAUCCCAUCCCCCCGGACGGUCUUCCUCGAGCGGCGACAGCUGCGUCUCUCGUCCUCCACCUCGACGUCGUCCUCGGUGCUUCCUCUCCUGUCUUCGUCUCCGCACUUGUGCUUCGACUCGCUCUCCUUGUCGUUCGCUGCCGACCUCCCCCCCGCGCCCGUCGAAGACCACUCCCUGGCCGCCCACUGCGCGCAGGAGAAGAGCCAGGAGAUAGUCACACUGAGGCGACGUCCGAGCGACGAGGAGGUCCACACCUACGAGAGAAUCACGUUCAUGGAUGAAUCUCUUUUCUAGUGGCACAAGACGCGGAAGGAGUAUAGCAGCAUCUCGAGUCCAUGAUCCUCCCGGUGGCAAUUGCAAACGCAAAGAUUAAACCAAGAAAUAAUUCAGAAACCCUGGAUACAACAUCGGCCAAAAAAAACACAGAAAAAACACAUUCAUGUCCUCUUGGUUAAGAACUAGCGCUCGACCAUGAUUUAGGACUCGGGGUAUCGUAGCACAGCCUCAGCAGCCCAGGAAAUUCUUCAUGAUUUAUGGGCUGAUAACUGUGGCUCUGGGUCCGGCGUUGAGGAGGUAUUGCGUGAAAAGUACGCGAUAAAUAUCUUCGAAAUAUGCGAGUAAAAAUAAUCGCACAUGAAACAACAUCCCUGAUUACUAAUGCACUGGCUGUUUAGAUGAAGCAGUGUUUCAGUCCGUAACAAAGGGAGAGACCAAAUAUAUAAUUUCUUCACACUAAUGGCCUGGAAGUAAAAGAGCCGUGAGAUAUAAAAUAAUGCACAUAACAAGUUCGCAUUUUCUCCAACUCGAGUGAAAUAUCAGUUCGAUUAUUUUUACUGCUACAUUUGCUUUGGCUGAUCCCUUGCAGCUGCCGAGAGCGCUACCCAUUUGCUUCUUUUUAAAAGGUGUAAAGAAUUACUCUAAGUGAUAUUGAUUUCAUGAAAUUAUAUAUUUAUAUGUAUUAGUUCCCAUUAAUGGUUAACUGAAUUUUGAUUAAUAAAUAGCAGAAGAAGAAAUAUGAAGUGAGCCAUUAUGACGCAUUUUCACGUUUAAGCAACCCUGAUUGCAAUAUUUAUGAAUCUUAAUGCAUGCAAUGGAAACUAACCAUCAAGCAUUUGUAAUAAAUCUUCUGUCCAACAUGGUAUAUUACCAUUUGAUAUUUUGAGGAAUGUCACUUGCAUGUACAUCAGGUCAGUGCUGCCUUGUUCCCUAUUGGAAGAAUAAUGUUAUGAUUACCUAUUAAUUACGAUAAAUAAUUUAGGACUUAAAGUUUACGCUUUGCACGUUUCAGCAGUUUCACAAAUUAGGUCUCUAGCAUUGCUUUUACAUUUUGCUAAAUAAAUCUAUUGGCUAAAGAAGUCAACCUCUUA
Molecule: messenger RNA, 2235 nt
Organism: Penaeus chinensis
Lineage: Eukaryota; Metazoa; Arthropoda; Malacostraca; Decapoda; Penaeidae
Exons: 5
Coding region: 107-1162 (351 amino acids)
Source: RefSeq, a predicted model, not a curated record